This is a messenger RNA of Pipistrellus kuhlii (Kuhl's pipistrelle), 3889 nucleotides long. It is a transcript of the gene GRIA4, whose product is annotated as glutamate ionotropic receptor AMPA type subunit 4. The transcript is spliced from 17 exons. Lineage: Eukaryota; Metazoa; Chordata; Mammalia; Chiroptera; Vespertilionidae. The record is from RefSeq and is a predicted model, not a curated record. The coding region runs from base 469 to 3177 and encodes 902 amino acids. Gene Ontology annotation, biological process: monoatomic ion transport; synaptic transmission, glutamatergic; modulation of chemical synaptic transmission. Gene Ontology annotation, cellular component: plasma membrane; AMPA glutamate receptor complex; postsynaptic membrane. Gene Ontology annotation, molecular function: AMPA glutamate receptor activity; transmitter-gated monoatomic ion channel activity involved in regulation of postsynaptic membrane potential.
CCGCGCCCUUGCGCCCCGCCGUCCCCACUCGGACUCCCCGGCUCCCCGCGCUGUUUGCGGGGACAGAUCGGUGCUGCGGCUCGGACCCGCGUCCCCACGCUGCCCAGCGGCGGGAGCGGGGAGGCUGAGCGGAGCGCGGGGCGGAGGGGAGCGGAGCGGAGGGGAGGCGGCCGCCGUGCUCCCCGCCAGCCCGGAGCGUGCGGCAGGGGCCCGGGGGCCUGGGCGGCGCACCCCCCGCCCCUAAGCGGCUGCGGCCCCGGGGCCCGUCCCUCCCCGCGCCGCCGGCACAGGCGCCGGAGAGCGGGGGCCGGAGCGCCGGGCGCCCCUCCCGGAGCCGGUCCCGCUGCGGACCCGGAGCGGAGGGGAAGGAGCCAGCCGGGAGGCGCCCCGGUCGCCCAUGCCUGUGUGAGCAGCCCGAGGACGAGUGCGGCGGCAGAGGAGCGCGCGCUGGGGAGAGGAGGCAGGAAGAUGAGGAGGAUUUGCAGGCAGAUUGUCUUGUUGUUUUCCGGAUUCUGGGGACUCGCCAUGGGAGCCUUCCCGAGCAGCGUGCAGAUAGGUGGGCUCUUCAUCCGAAACACAGACCAGGAAUACACUGCCUUCCGACUAGCGAUCUUCCUGCACAACACCAGCCCCAAUGCGUCGGAAGCGCCUUUUAAUCUGGUUCCUCAUGUGGACAACAUUGAGACAGCCAACAGUUUCGCUGUAACAAACGCUUUCUGUUCCCAGUAUUCUAGAGGAGUGUUCGCCAUUUUUGGACUCUAUGAUAAGAGGUCAGUACAUACCUUGACCUCCUUCUGCAGCGCCUUACACAUCUCCCUCAUCACACCGAGCUUCCCUACCGAGGGGGAGAGCCAGUUUGUGUUGCAGCUGAGGCCUUCCUUGCGAGGAGCACUCUUAAGUCUGCUGGAUCACUACGAAUGGAACUGUUUUGUCUUCCUGUACGACACAGACAGGGGAUAUUCAAUACUUCAAGCUAUUAUGGAAAAAGCAGGACAAAAUGGUUGGCACGUCAGCGCUAUAUGUGUGGAAAAUUUUAGUGAUGUCAGCUAUAGACAACUUCUAGAAGAACUGGAUAGAAGACAAGAGAAGAAAUUUGUCAUCGACUGUGAGAUAGAGAGGCUUCAGAACAUAUUAGAACAGAUUGUGAGUGUUGGAAAGCAUGUUAAAGGCUACCAUUAUAUCAUCGCAAACUUGGGAUUCAAGGAUAUUUCUCUUGAGAGGUUUAUACAUGGUGGAGCCAAUGUUACAGGAUUCCAGCUGGUGGAUUUUAAUACACCUAUGGUAACCAAAUUAAUGGAUCGCUGGAAGAAACUAGACCAGAGAGAGUAUCCAGGAUCUGAGACUCCUCCAAAGUACACAUCCGCUCUGACUUAUGAUGGAGUCCUGGUGAUGGCCGAAACUUUCCGAAGUCUUAGGAGGCAGAAAAUUGAUAUUUCAAGAAGAGGAAAUGCUGGGGAUUGCCUGGCCAAUCCUGCUGCUCCGUGGGGCCAGGGAAUUGACAUGGAGAGGACACUCAAACAGGUUCGCAUUCAAGGGCUGACGGGGAACGUCCAGUUUGACCACUACGGACGCAGGGUCAAUUACUCGAUGGAUGUGUUUGAGCUAAAGAGCACAGGGCCAAGGAAGGUUGGUUACUGGAAUGACAUGGACAAAUUAGUCUUGAUUCAAGACGUACCCACUCUUGGCAAUGACACAGCAGCUAUUGAGAACAGAACAGUGGUUGUAACCACAAUCAUGGAAUCCCCAUAUGUUAUGUUCAAGAAAAAUCACGAAAUGUUUGAAGGAAAUGACAAGUAUGAAGGAUAUUGUGUAGACUUGGCAUCUGAAAUUGCAAAACAUAUUGGUAUCAAGUAUAAAAUUGCCAUUGUCCCUGAUGGAAAAUAUGGAGCAAGGGACGCAGACACAAAAAUCUGGAAUGGGAUGGUAGGAGAACUUGUUUAUGGGAAAGCAGAGAUUGCUAUUGCCCCUCUGACAAUCACUCUGGUCCGAGAGGAGGUCAUUGACUUCUCUAAGCCCUUCAUGAGUUUGGGCAUAUCUAUCAUGAUCAAAAAGCCUCAGAAAUCUAAACCGGGAGUGUUUUCCUUCUUGGAUCCUCUGGCCUAUGAGAUCUGGAUGUGCAUAGUCUUUGCCUACAUUGGUGUCAGCGUGGUCUUGUUCCUAGUGAGUAGGUUUAGCCCAUAUGAAUGGCACACAGAAGAGCCAGAGGAUGGAAAGGAAGGACCCAGCGACCAGCCUCCCAAUGAGUUUGGCAUCUUUAACAGCCUCUGGUUCUCCCUGGGUGCUUUUAUGCAGCAAGGAUGUGACAUUUCACCCAGAUCCCUCUCAGGUCGAAUUGUUGGAGGUGUUUGGUGGUUCUUUACACUCAUCAUUAUAUCAUCUUACACUGCUAACCUCGCUGCUUUCCUGACCGUGGAGCGCAUGGUCUCCCCCAUAGAGAGUGCGGAAGAUCUGGCCAAGCAAACAGAAAUUGCCUACGGAACGCUGGAUUCAGGGUCAACAAAAGAAUUCUUCCGAAGAUCAAAAAUAGCAGUGUACGAAAAGAUGUGGACCUACAUGCGGUCAGCGGAGCCGUCCGUGUUCACCAGGACUACCGCGGAGGGCGUAGCUCGAGUCCGCAAGUCCAAGGGCAAAUUUGCCUUCCUCCUGGAGUCCACUAUGAAUGAGUACAUCGAGCAGCGGAAGCCGUGUGACACCAUGAAAGUGGGAGGAAAUCUGGAUUCCAAAGGCUAUGGAGUAGCCACGCCCAAGGGUUCCUCAUUAAGAAAUGCUGUUAACCUCGCAGUUUUAAAACUGAAUGAACAAGGCCUCUUGGACAAAUUGAAAAACAAAUGGUGGUACGACAAAGGAGAAUGUGGCAGCGGGGGAGGUGACUCCAAGGACAAGACGAGUGCCUUGAGCCUGAGCAACGUAGCAGGCGUCUUCUACAUUCUGGUCGGCGGCCUGGGCUUGGCCAUGCUGGUGGCUUUGAUAGAGUUCUGUUACAAGUCCAGGGCAGAAGCGAAGAGAAUGAAGCUGACCUUUUCUGAAGCCAUAAGGAACAAGGCCAGGCUCUCCAUCACCGGGAGCGUGGGUGAGAACGGCCGCGUCCUCACGCCCGACUGCCCGAAGGCUGUCCACGCCGGGACCGCAAUGCGACAGAGUGCAGGCUUGGCUGUCAUUGCAUCGGACCUACCAUAAAAACCAAAAACAUAAUCGAGUGCCUUAAUUAAACUGUGUUGGUGACUGACGGGAGCAGCCCGGGGAGCGGGCCCGCGGGGCCCUGGCUAUGGCCCAGUCCUCCUCCGGCUGAGAGUGCCGGCGGCAGCGGCGGCAGCAGCAGCAGCAGCGACGUGUGCAUGAGCUCAGCUCGGAAAACCCAAUCUCAGAUUUUCUAUCAGGAAAACUCACAACCUAGGUUUUCUUGGGACGCGGGCGGGGAGGGAUCUGGGACGGGUGUAUUCACAGCAGCAAACUUCACUCCGGUGGACUUCAACACUAACCAGGCUUGCGAGCUAGCGCAUCCACGCUGCAGGUCUUGCUCACCGAGGCCUUGGCCUCCACAGCAAGAGAUGGAUGGAUGAGAUAGCGGGAGAAGUCUAUGAACAUGCUGUCUCCAGAGCACCCAUCUAAUCUACUGAGGACUGUCCAGCGGAGAAAAACACAUCACUAAACUGCGAUCAGAACAUAAUACACACACAUGUAAAUCCUGUGAAAAACAAAAAUUUAAAGGAAGUAUUUACAUUUACUUUGGAGAAAAAAAACAAAUACUGAAACACAUGCUUGCUUUUUCAAUGAUGUAAAUUCAGUAGAGGACAAUACGAUUCCUUUUUCUAACCAUCUUAGGGAACAGUACAUUGCAAUAAUUGAUAUAAAUGCCAUCACUGUAAUAAACUCUAGAGACUCUUUUUUU